Rotaria sordida is the source of this 1424-nucleotide messenger RNA. The record is from the annotation of a GenBank genome assembly. Lineage: Eukaryota; Metazoa; Rotifera; Eurotatoria; Philodinida; Philodinidae.
AUGGAAAAUGGUGGACUGGAUUUAUCGAAACUUUCGCCUGGUGAAUUUCAAGCAUAUGGUAUGAAGAAUGCUUCUGAAUUUGAAUAUCGUGUAGAGCUAUCUUGUCGAAUUGCUUCAACUUUUAAAGUUCAACAUCUUAUUGUUUUGGAGGAUGUUGCAUUAACAGUAUCAAAGUCCGAAAGAGCAACCAGCUUUUUUGCUGUUCAGGUAAUUGAAUGCAUUGAGAGAUCCGUAGAUGAUAUUCAGAAUGACUAAAAUAAACAUGUAUUCAUGAAAAUUUCAGAUAUAAGUAAGAAUCAAACUCGUUCAUUUCUAGUGAUUAUAUUCAUAUAGGUUUUAAAUUAUUUAUUUGAGAUAAUGUAAAUAAUUGUACAUUUUUUUAAAAUAUAUUAUUCAAAACAAGAUAAUUAAACGAUCAUUAACAAUACAAGUGUCAUAGUUAGCUCGAAAAUGAAAUUAUCGAAGGAAAAUAUAUCGAAACUAUAUGUUGAAUAAAGUCAUGUUCUUUGUCUAUAGUUGUUCUGCAUGUAUAAUCAAUAGUAAAGGAAGAUGAAUCAUAAUCUUAUAAUAGUAAAUAAUAAUAAUUGUAGAAGUGUGUGGAUGUAGAUUAAUAGAAGACCCACAUCCACGCUUCUAGAUGUAAUGGAGUAUUUAGAUAGUUUGCCAUUUCAAGUUGAGAAACAAAAAAAUGACAUUUUUGUAAACCUUUUCUCUAUAUAUUGAUUGACUUGUUUAUUCCAGACAGACAAAUGAAUCGGAAAAAUAGUAUUCAAACACCAUGACUUACAACUACUAAAACAGUGCAGUAUGUCCCAGAAAACGUGUUUAAACUACUUAAAAAUGUUUAGCUUUUUAACACGUUAUCUCCGUUUAAAUGGAUAAGGAUGUGGAUGUCCACAACCAUUUAAACGUAGUUUUUGAGACAUAUCACACAGUUUUAACAGUUUGAAUAUCUGUGUGUGUGCGUAUGGCCCCUCUAUUAAGCUACACAUACACCUACAGCAAUACCCAACCUACAAACACAUAUUCGUAUUUCCACACCCACACCUGAAUUCUUUCGCUGUCUUAAUCCAAUAAUAACAAGAGGACAUCACGAUGUUUUUUCAAUUAUUAACGUAUGUGACGGUUGUUUAACUGUGGUACUUUUUAGUAAAAGAACAUACGUUUGACCAGGAUCAAAUUCAGCACUUUUUUAUUGGAAACGAUACCUUUCAUGGUCGUAUGAAGCUUGCAUUAAAUAUCAUAAUGUCACAACUCGAGUAUUCUAAAUAGAUAUAGGUAUGAGAUGGUCUCUCUCUCACGACGAAAUCAGGACCGGCACUAAAAACGAUUGACUCCCGCUAAUGUCUAUGCAACAUAGUACCUUGAAAAAGUAUGAAUAUGAUAAUUGCUUCUAAUUGUUUCUGAAUAUGCCUCAAGCAUAU